GUUAAGAGUUCAAAACCCACCGAGAACAGAAAAUUCAAAUAAUUAUCUGUGUUAUGGCAACCGUCUUUCAUCGAUCAGUUGGGAUAGGAUACCUGUAACUAUGGUCGCACUAGCAAGACUGGUAGAUCUGG
Dentiscutata heterogama is the source of this 131-nucleotide messenger RNA. Lineage: Eukaryota; Fungi; Glomeromycota; Glomeromycetes; Diversisporales; Gigasporaceae. The record is from the annotation of a GenBank genome assembly.